This is a messenger RNA of Drosophila sulfurigaster albostrigata, 2107 nucleotides long. RefSeq names its product histidine-rich glycoprotein-like. Lineage: Eukaryota; Metazoa; Arthropoda; Insecta; Diptera; Drosophilidae. Bases 1460 to 2044 code for a protein of 194 amino acids. The transcript is spliced from 2 exons. Gene Ontology annotation, cellular component: extracellular matrix. The record is from RefSeq and is a predicted model, not a curated record.
AAUUCGUAUGUUUCAAUUGUUUAAUCAAAAGUCCACUCGUCUAUAAUACCCCAAUCAAAGGGUAUGUAAGUAAACUCACCAAAAGCAAUGGCGAACUCUUUGUAUAAAUUUCACGGAUGGCGAGAUGGGUCCAACAUUUUUGCUCGUCUGGCUGCUCUGCCGGCCGCAAUUUCCACUGCUCAUUUGCAUUUUUAAUGACACCAUAUAAAUCGGCAAAGAGGAUACAGUGUGCGUAAGUACGACGGCAAAUUAUGAUCCCGAAGCAAAGUUUUUAUUUCCUCCUUUCCACACAUGAGCAUAUCAGAGAAACAAAAUAUACAUUCGAGUAUGUUAUGUACACGCUUUUCCCAGGUCUCGUCUUUCAGAUUUUAAACGCAAUUGUCCCAAGAGCUCGUCGCUUAUCACGACAGGGAAUUUGUGUAAGCAAUAAAUGCAUCGCAUAAUUUACAUAGCCCGAUUUAUUCGGGACUUAAGAGCUUAUUCCAAUUCGGCGCUUCAAUCAUUCUGACCAGCUGCCAGCCUCAAGACAAUCCCCGUCUUGUGGUCUGGCAACCCUGGUAGAUUUAUGUGACCGCAAAAGUUUGCAGCAGAGCAUAAAUUAAUGUUUAAUUGAUGAAUUUAUAUGAGCCUGUGGUCUAAGCGCAUUUUUGCUUCAUUUGAAUAGUUUUCAUCAAGUAAAAUAAUAAUUGGUAGAUGUGCCAAAUUUCUGAGACAGAUAGUUAUUUAAAUUUGGCUAUACUUAAAAGUUAAAAUUUUUUUUAUAUAUUUUAUAUAUAUUGAAUAAACGCAUUAAGCAAAUAAUGAACUGAAUAAAAAGUAGCGCUUUAAAUUCAAAUUAACUAAGCAAGCAGUUCAAUUAAAAAGAUGUGCGUUGUUUCCAAGCAGUUGAAAAUGUAGUGCAAGCAGUUUCUGUUCAACUGCUUCGUUGCAGAGCAAGUGGUUUACCAGUAGCUCUCUAACUUUAACAAAACUCCCGAAAGUAUGCAAUGGAAUAGGAAUUAACUAGUCAAAUUGUGAGCGAUGAUGAAAAAGGAAACUAUCCUAUAAAUAAAAAUAAUAACAGCUAAGGAUGCGAAAGCCAAGCUUCAAAACAAACAUAUUCAUAAGCAUUAGUUGUAAGUAAGAAGCGCUGACAAAGGCGAAAGAAGUAAGGACCAAGGAUAAAAUAUAUAAUGAACAUCGGUAGCAGCUUCCAACAAAUAUUAUAUUAUCACAAAGCACUUAAACGAUAAGCUAGUAUUAAAUUACAAAAGUCUCCCACAAAGUUCAAUACAGUUCAACUUAUUGUUAUAGUUUACUUUUACCAGCCCAAUUAACCUUCAGAAAACUUAUUAGUUCAUGCUUCGAUUUUAACUAGAAGGGUCAGCUAUAAAAAGACAACGAACCGUAAGUUUGGUAUCGCAGUUCCAUUUGCGUUUUUAUCACAGCAACAUCUAACUACAAUCUACAUCCUUUAAUAAUGGCCUACAAGUUCACCCUAGUUUGCUGCGCCCUGCUCGGAGCUUCGGCUGCCAGCUAUAUUCCUCAUUCCGACUACCAACAUGGUCAUGGUCAUGGUCACGAGGUUGGCUUCAGCAUUCAUACCCAUCAUGAGGCACCCAAGAAGUGGCACAGCCAGGAGCACGAUCAUUGGGCACCAGCCCCACAACAGCAUUACCAUGUGCCUGCUGCCCCAGUGCAUCAUUGGGCCCCUUCACCACAGCACCACCAUGUGGCCGAGGAACCCCAUCACCACCCCAAAUACCAGUUCGACUAUGGCGUCAAGGAUACCAAGACGGGCGACAUCAAGAACCAGUGGGAGACUCGUGAUGGCGACAAGGUCAAGGGUGGCUACACCAUGAAGGAGGCUGAUGGACGCACUCGUGUCGUGGAAUACACUGCCGAUGACCACAAUGGCUUCAACGCAGUCGUCAAGCACAUUGGACAUGCCCACCACGAAGAGCACAAGUCUUACGAUCAUGGCUACCACGGACAUGGACAUGGAUACGGUCAUGCCACCAGCUAUGUGGAUGUCAAGCAGGAAACCGGCAGCAAAUGGUGGUAAAAUGCUGAUAAUUGUACUAUAAAUAAUGUUUGUCGACAACUACUCAUAAUAUAUUUAAAUAAA